AAGAUUAUAUUAAUAGACACAUAUUUCAUAUGUUGUGUAAAAUUGCAAAAGUCUUGUUGCCAAACAAUCUCAAUUCUCACUUGAAUUUGUACUAAUCUUUUUAUUUUUAGUACAUUAGUAUAAUUUCUGUCUUCAUGUUUCAAAUAUUUUUCUGAAGAAAAUAGUUAAGCUGUUGUUGGAUUGGUGUUGGAUAUCAUAAAGAAGUUAAAUUAUAUGAACCUUGUCUGUACUCAUCUGAUUUAUCAUGGUGCUGAAAGAAGUGUCACAUCUGCGUAGUUUACAAAAUGGAGGAGUUGGAAGUUAGGAUAAUGAUGCCAUGACGUUGGGGGUUUUGGGUGGGGAAAGGGAUGGGAGUUAGGGUGGUUUCGGGUUGGGAAAUUCAAGUUUUGGGCGGUUUCGUUGGUGGGGCUGGGGCGAGGGGUCUAUUGCGCUCAUGUGGCUCUGGAAGGAGGGUGGUUUCGGUGGUGGUGCAGGGGGAGGGGGUGGCUGUCGGGGAUGGGUUGGGGAAUGGCUGUCAGGCUGGGUGGGGAAUUGUUUAAUUAAUUUUUUUGAUUUUAGGGUUUUUGAAUUUUAAUUGAUAAUUGAAUUUAUUUUAGAUUUUGGGGUUUCAUUGUUGUAUUAUCGAAGUUAAUAUGUUGGAUUUUAGGGAUUUUUGGGUCAAAUACCUAGCGACAAACUCCUAUGUUCCUUCACUAAAACGCAGUCAAGAGAUAGAGUGCAGUGUGUGCUUAGAACGUGUGCUCGCUAAGACAACAGCCUCUGAACGGAAGUUUGGUUUGCUAUCAGAAUGUGACCACCCAUUUUCUAUAACUUGCAUCAGAUUUUGGCGUAACAGCUCACCAACCUCUGGAAUGGAUGUUAAUUCCACAUUGAGGGCUUGUCCUAUAUGUCGUAACGGCUACAGUGGAAUCACAGAAAUUGCAGCCUCUUUCUUCUUAUACUGCAUAAGUUAUAUUAUCAAAUUUAUGUGGCUCGAGCUAGCAAAAAUACCCUUGACUUUUCUGUCUUUUAUGAACAGCUAUGAGGGUUUGAAGCCACCCAGCUCUCCAAGCCCAUCUCCUCCUGGUAACUCUAGUGAAGAAUCUUUGGAGACUUCAACACCUGUGGAUGGUGUACCACAGUUCAUUAAUGGAAAUGGAUCCUUGGCAGAAGAUGUUCAAGAGGAAUUGAUUUUUUACCACUCACCAUUCCCUGUAUAUGAAGACUUGAAGCCCCCUACUUCGCCAACCCCAACAACUCCUAAUUCAUUGGCCACUUCCAUGGCCUCGGAUGGUGCUGAAUCUCAGACAGCUAGCUUGUCAAAUAAUGGUCCAGUUGAAUCUAUUGAAGCAUAAGAUGCAGGGAAUGAGCAGACUUCCGCACAGCCAAAGCCAAGACCACUUUCACCGUAUGCUAUGCUGUUCUGACUUCUGGUUUGUUCUGACUUUUGGGAUUCAUUGGUUUGUUCUGACUUCUGGGAUUCUAUCUCCUUUUUGCUCUCUUGUGAGCAACUGUACAUCGACAUCUCAAGUUCUGAAUUUAAUUCAUAUUAUGAGGCAGAAGUUCAGUGACAUCUUAACUGUGUACAUCGGAUAUUAUAGCUUUGGAAAGUUUUUCUUCAUGUCUGAUGUAGAUGAGUAAAGGUCGCUGCACUCGACUAAUGUUAUGAUCGGAAUGCUUCUAAUGCCAGCUUAGUCUGCCUGAGAGCCUUUUGCAUGUCCAUGUUGUUUGUGCUUAUGUAACAUUGUAUGUUAUUUAUUUUUUGACGAAAAUUGUAAUAUUAC
Molecule: messenger RNA, 1763 nt
Organism: Chenopodium quinoa (quinoa)
Lineage: Eukaryota; Viridiplantae; Streptophyta; Magnoliopsida; Caryophyllales; Amaranthaceae
Product: protein TIC 62, chloroplastic-like
Exons: 4
Coding region: 1270-1620 (116 amino acids)
Biological process (GO): protein polyubiquitination
Molecular function (GO): ubiquitin protein ligase activity; metal ion binding
Source: RefSeq, a predicted model, not a curated record